Chelmon rostratus (copperband butterflyfish) is the source of this 6312-nucleotide messenger RNA. It is a transcript of the gene kctd2, whose product is annotated as potassium channel tetramerization domain containing 2. The transcript has 6 exons. Gene Ontology annotation, molecular function: cullin family protein binding. Gene Ontology annotation, biological process: proteasome-mediated ubiquitin-dependent protein catabolic process; protein homooligomerization. The record is from RefSeq and is a predicted model, not a curated record. Gene Ontology annotation, cellular component: cytoplasm; Cul3-RING ubiquitin ligase complex. NCBI's taxonomy places the organism in Eukaryota, Metazoa, Chordata, Actinopteri, Chaetodontiformes, Chaetodontidae. Bases 313 to 1122 code for a protein of 269 amino acids.
CACGUUACAACCCGGAAGAAUUGCCUUUCUCUGAUUAACGUUUGAAUAGACAAGAAUGACCAAUUUAUCUUGGGAAGAAACGAUUAAACACGAUGCUGCAGACAUCGCACAGCCUUUGAAAGUCAUAUUUGUGUCUUAAUCUCUGGUGCUGGAGGUGGAGGCGGUCGACUGCGAGCAGCAACGCCCUGAUGCCCGCCACCCCGUCGGAGAAAAAUAUCCUCGCUCUGUUUACAAAUCGGCUGAGAGAAAUUGUUUCCCCGCAGUGUGUCGUUAGCUAAUCGUGCGGUUGUGCGUUUUUCAGACGAAGAAAACAUGGCUGAAUUGCAUGUUGUAGAACCGAGCGGUACUGGCACCAUAGAGCAGCCCGAGCACCGCGACGUCCGGGGCUCGGUGCGCUUAGCUUCGCCCACUCUCAUGGUUCCGCCGCGGAGCAGCCAGCUCAGUCCCGGCGGGGUGUCGAGCGGCAGCGGGGGGCGGUCGGUGUUCGGGUUCCCGGUGAAGAGCAACCCGAGCUCCCCGUCCGAACCGGCGGACAAACCGGGCUCCCGCUGGGUUCGUCUCAACGUCGGUGGGACCUACUUCAUCACGACCAAGCAGACGCUGUGCAGGGACCCAAAAUCUUUCCUGUUCCGGCUCUGCCAAGAGGACCCAGACCUGGACUCCGACAAAGACGAGACCGGAGCCUACCUGAUCGACAGGGACCCCACAUACUUCGGCCCCAUCCUGAACUACCUGAGGCACGGAAAGCUGAUCAUGGAUAAAAACCUGGCCGAGGAAGGUGUUUUGGAGGAAGCCGAGUUCUACAACAUCGCAUCACUGGUGAGGCUGGUCAAAGAGAGGAUACGGGACAACGAGAACCGGACGUCUCAGGGCCCCGUGAAGCAUGUGUAUCGAGUACUACAGUGCCAAGAGGAGGAGCUCACGCAGAUGGUCUCCACCAUGUCGGACGGUUGGAAGUUCGAGCAGCUCAUAAGUAUCGGCUCCUCUUAUAACUACGGCAACGAGGACCAGGCGGAGUUUCUAUGUGUAGUUUCCCGGGAACUCAACAACUCCACCAACGGCAUCGUCAUCGAGCCCACCGAGAAGGCCAAGAUCCUUCAGGAACGAGGCUCACGGAUGUGAGGAGACCCCGAUCCUGAGCGAAAUAACACUUCAUCGACAAAAACAAAACAAGAACUCCAGUUCUGUCAUCGAGAUCCAUGAGUUUACCCCCCCCCCCGCCACCUCCCUACCAUCACUCCCACCAUGGUCAUCAGCAUCCUCAUCAUCCGCCUUCCCUCCUCCUCUGGUGUGCCUUUCCACAGCGGGGGCUCCCCGACGCCCCCUCCUCCCCCCGUGCUGCAGCUCCACCCUGACUUGUCCCCUCAUCCUCCUCCUCCAUCGCAGGCUGUGGAACACUUCAGGGGGAGUUUAAAAGGGAAUACAAGAGCGCGGCUCUCCUCAUAGCAGCUUGUCGACGGUCAGUGUCACUGCAGGCUACGGUGCUGAUUGUAGCCCCUCAUUAGUGUCAGUGGAUGGACGCCGAGCACAGAGCUUCUACAGAUCAUCAUCAUCACCUUCAUCCUCAUCAUCGUCGCUGUUAAGACAGGAUACUUCUUCUUCUCUUGAACGUUUGGCUCUGUCGACUUCGCUGAAAUCUCCUCAGGACUCUCAAAGGACAUAAAGGAAUGAACACGACUCCACUGACUGAGCCUCUCUUUACCCGACGGAGCGAGCGCCGCCGCCCGCCGCCUCCGUCUCUGCACUCCCGGACUCCUCGGCCGACGUCUGAGGUGGGCCGCCGCAGCAGAGACCCGGCCGGGAGGCGGGGGACGAGAUGGAGCAGCAGGCAGCGUGACGCUCUGUUCGAGCCAGCAGGGUGCAGCGUUUCCUCCGCCCUCUCGAGUCGUCAGAAACACCUUAAACGAGCGCCAGACGCUCAUCUUACCGUCUCGGUUCGGCGUCCGACUCCUCCCAUUUCCUGUUUCUGGGCUCGAUCCGGUUUUUCCUCCCAGGGAGAAAAUUUGGGAUAUUUCCGCGCAAAAGAAAACAAAUGACUCAAAAAGACUGAACUACACCUGUGUACAAUUUGUCAAGGCAUGUGAGGAAUCUAUAUGAAUCUAUAUAGGCUACAUGAUGAAAUUAUAUGAAAAACUGAAUGCAAAUGGUGUAAUUAUUGAUUUGUGUAUCAUAGUUGUCAUAUAUUUACAUAUUCUGCUGGGUGAGUCUAUUUAAACGAUGGAGAAAAUAUCAGUUUUCCUGACGGUUUCCCGCCUGGAUGUGAGGAUGUGUGUGCAGUGCCUCUCUGCUUUCUGUCCAUGACUGAAAUAUCACCAGUUUUUCAGCUGCACGUUUUCUGUCGUGUUCCUCGGAGAACUCCGGAUCCUGUCGAUACGUUUUCUCUUAGAUAUCCUACUUUGAUCUCUCGCAUAUCUUAAAAUUGUAACUAGGGAUAGGGAAAACUUUGCCAUGUGUCCAGGCAAGCGUGGCGAGAUUGGACUGUGGCCAGUUUGUAUGCUGCCUCAAAACCCUCACGCACCCGCCCCCCCCCCCGGCCUUGUGCCACCCUCAUGCCAACAUUCACUCACUUUGCAGCUGCCUCCAUUGCCAGUCCUCAACUUCACGCCCUCGUGACCGCCUCGUCUUACAUUCUGCAGCACUUGUAGCAACUGUGGCGCGAGCUGAAUCGUACUCCUCACGCUUAAAGCCCUGAGAUAGCUGAGCCGACGCUAUCACAGAAGUGACACGCUGUACGUGAACCUGGGACGUGUCUUCAGAGGGAAGCCUUUAUGUUAUGUGACAGAUCGGUACCAGCUUGGCUAAAGUAUGUUUCUCUUGAAAUAUGCUCGACAUUAAGUUGCUGUGUGAUAGAGCUGCUUUACAACAUUAAAUACUAAACUAGUCCUCUGAACUGCUGCACACAUCUCUGAUUCUGCAGGGUAAAUAAAUGAUUAUCAGCCUGCAUAUUUAAGUGAUAUUCAGUGAAUUCAGUCACUUUUGUGCAAAUGAAACUAAAUUGGCUUCUACUUUAAAUGUGCAUUUACUAAAGUAGCUCGAGCUGAAACAAUGAGUCGAUGAACUGAUCAGUCAACAACAUCAACAGAGAAUUCACCUGCACCUUUAACAAACCUUUCUCUGUUCAUAUCAUUGCAUAUUUAAUAUUUUGGGGGUUUGGUUCAAACAACAGUUGAAGAUGUUUCCUCGAGCUCGGGGAAAAUGUGACAUUUUCACAUGUUUUCACACAUUUGAUAGACUAAACUGUUAAUGGAUCAAUUGAUAAUACAAGCAGCAGAUUAAUUGAUGAUAAAUAUCAUCAGUCAAAACCCCCAGCAGUCACCAAAAUAUAUUUUUCACCCAGCUGCAGCCUUGUUACAUGAGCAACUUAAUGCAAAGGUUGAGCCAUAUCAAACAUAUCAGAAGGAGAACUGAAACAUGUCGUCGUUGCCCAUCGUGCAGACUCAACCCACUUGUUGAUCGCUGGCCCCAGAAGCUCAGGGCCGUGCGAUCGCUAUCACUGGCAUUGAUCACUUUGAUACACCCGUCUUUGUACAAAGCAUAUUUGAUGCAGUUAUGUUAUAUCAAGCAUGAACAAAAAGAAUGCGUUUAACCAGAAAAAAGACCUGUACCUUUGCUGUUGUCAUGCUCCCUGAUCGUGUUCAGUCAGGCCUCAGAGCUCAAACUUUGAUGUUCUUCUUUGUUUAGUUUCUUCCCUCUCGACUGUGUGUUGUGCAGUUUUAUUCUGCUAAUCUGAGUCGUGAGCAGACUUCGUGCUGCUAAAAUCGCCCAAACGUCUCAACGAGGAGCUCUUUCUCUCUCUCCCUCGUUGUUUCUGGGCCUUUGCGAAGCACCUUGGGUGUCGUUUCCCCUCGUCUGUGUCCGGUGUUGUGCCUUUGACCUGUGUUGUGCACAGUUGUUCUCCCCUCUUAUCAUGAGGUGCUCUCAUACCUUAAAAAAGCCAGGAGGCACCUGCCUGAGGUAUAAUGUUUAAUGCGGUCUUUAGCUUGUUUUCUAUCGUUAGUGUUUCAGUGAGAGGCGAGCCAAACAAAUCCACCGUCCCCUGCGUUAUUUUAUGUUUUACGAUGCAUACCGACAAACUGAAAACGACAACCAGCUGCUUUCUUUGUGCCAUUGCUUUUGAGCUAAGUCCACCCACAACCCCUUACACACCUGGAGGGCCAAAACUGUCCGAAUCUGCUGUGAACAGUCGCGGUGGCUGGCGUUGUGUUCAAAGCACUACCAGUCGGGAGGGUCCAGGUCUAAGCGGGCCUCGAACUCCAGCAGUGCACUUGUUGUCGGAAAGCGAUUUGACGAUAAACUCGACGCCGUUGGGCUUCUUUUUUUCUUGAGUUGCAUGCUGAAGCCAUCUUUAACGAUUCCAUUUGUAGAUGUGUGUGUUCAACCUUUAAAGCACUUACUGUACCCGUCACCUUUGUGAAGUUUUAUAACCCAGUUUUAUCUUAUCUUGGUUACACAGUUCAGUGGUUCCCAAACUGAGGGUCCCCAGAAGAGGCCGCAAGAUCGCUAACAAGACAGGAAAGCCAAAAAAAAAAUAAACCCACAACACAUUUCUGUCCCAGAAAUCUUCGUUUGUUCAGUCGUUGCUCUAGUGAUCGCUUUAGUCAUGCUAGCAGCGUGGUUCAAUGGAGGGCCGUGUCAGCUGAUCCACCGCCGCUCUGGUUCUUGGUUGUGUCACUGUUAGCAUGCUAACACGCAUAACUACGAUGGUGAACACUGUAAACAUUGUACCCGCUAAAACAUCACCAUGUUAGUCAGAGCCAAUCAGAAGAAUCAUAAUGCAGGAACCCUCACAGAGCUGCUAGCAUAACUGUUGACUCUUUGUUGUUAGCCUUCCGAGCAACAUGGCUUUGGAAUAAUGAUUAAAAAGGACACUCCCAUCAGCCUUAGCUGUACUUUGUGCUGAGUGCUAAUGAGAUGAAAUGUUAGCAUGCUAACAUACAAAACUAAGAUUGUUAACAAGGUGAGGAUUAAUCCUGUUAAACACAAGCGUGUUAGCAUUUAGCUCAGAGCACUGCUGUGCCUGCGUACAGCCUUACAGACGCAGAUCAGGGCUGUACUCUGAACCUUGUUUCUUGUGCAUUAACCGAUAGUUUUACUUCUUGAGGAAUCACGUAAAAGAUUUAAAUAAGACAGGAAACUGAACCGGUCACAACUGGGGUCGCUUCAUUUUAAGGGGUCACGAGCCAAAACGUUUGGGAACCGCUGACCAGGCUGAACUUUGCAGUGUGAUUAUCUGAACAUUUCAAUCAAGCACCCUUUUUUUAAACCAAACAAACAAAAAAAAGAACUUUUGACCGUUAGCUUUUACUUUCACUGGCACUAUUUAGUCGACAGAUAAUGUGCAAUUUUAACUAAUCUGCAAAAAAUAUAUCUGUUGUUUGGGCACGUGAAAACAUGAGAGCAUGCAUUGUUCUAGAGAUUAUGAUGUUGUGUACUGGAUUUUGUCCGACCUCUGUGUUAGUGCACAGUGUAUGUGAUGCAUGGUGGGGGGAGCAGAGGGAAGGCAUGGCUCUGUGGUAUGUAGGUGUAGAGUUCUGGUGUGGAACAACUGGUCUACGACUAGACAUGUUCUCUACUCACAUGUUCUGUUUCUCUGCUGUUUUUGUAUUUUCGUCAUGUCAGUUUAACUUAACAGUAGAUAAAGAUUAGCUAGCUUUGAACGCAAAUUAAUCAACCAAUCAGACUGCAGACCCCCCCUCCCCCAACCUUGGUUUCUAUAGCAUUUACGCAACCCGCAGGUCAACACACAAAAGACAGAUUUUUGAAUUCACGAUCAUUUUGCCAGUUAAUCUGUAAACACCUGCAUGCGUUUGUGAACAUGCACACUUGUACACUCAUUUAGACGUGUUGGAAAAUGUCACCUAUUAACAGUUACUUUGUGUUCAUUUAUCAACAGUAUUGAUGUCAAAUGUGAAUAUUGUUAAUGGAGACUGUGGAGAAAUGUUUGGAAGCUGACAAAAACAUUUUUGUCUGAUUGUUUGUUUCACUUUUAUUUAUUUUAUAUUUUUUGAAUUUUGUCUACCGAUGUUGUUUCAUGUAACACUUUUAACAAAACCCGUCUGGUUUUUAAUCAUAAACUGUGUCUGUGUUUUAAACUGUGGCUCACCGACUGUUUGUUGCUUCUGUUUACUGUGGGUUUAGAAUGAAAUGUGGCCACAGACUCCUUUGAAACGUGUUCUACCAGCCACCAUUAUUUUACUACUUAUUUGCAUUGCCUCUACACUGAAGUAAAGUAUUUAAGUACUAUCAGGAAAUGUACCUAAAGUGUUCAAAACAAAAGCAGUGAGUGCAGUAAAAUGUCCCCUCCAUCCAUUC